Messenger RNA from Harmonia axyridis, 1875 nucleotides. RefSeq names its product ankyrin repeat domain-containing protein 17-like. The transcript is spliced from 3 exons. Gene Ontology annotation, molecular function: protein binding. The record is from RefSeq and is a predicted model, not a curated record. Bases 94 to 1587 code for a protein of 497 amino acids. NCBI's taxonomy places the organism in Eukaryota, Metazoa, Arthropoda, Insecta, Coleoptera, Coccinellidae.
ACAAAAAAAGUUACACGUUUCGCAGUUUUUUGAUUACGAUCAUUCAAGACGAAUUAUGAAAUUAUUAUUGUGUACGAAUUAGACUGAAUUACAAUGGCAGAAGUUACAUCGACAGGACAACAGUCAAUAGAGAAUUUUCUUGACGAACGUGGUGAGGAACUUGAACAAGUAAUCAGUGAUGAAGAACCUGAGGAAGAUGUCACGGAGCUGGGUAUUAGCAUGGAUAAAAACACAAAUCUACAUUUCUCAGCUGCCCAUGGUAUGAUAGACAAUAUGAAAGACGAUUUGGAGUCUCCACAACAACUAAUUGACGCUGAGAACUUCAUGGGUUGGACCCCCUUGAUGAUGGCAGUUAGAAAUGGCCAUAUAGAGGCUGUAAAAUUUUUGUUAGAAAAAGGAGCUGACGUCACGAAGAAAAACAAACUUGGUGUCAACAUUUUUAACAUGAGUAUAACGAACGGCAAUCUUGAAUUGAUGGAAAUAGUUCUUAAACAUAUGCUCAAAGGAGGAAUUUCAAGAAAUCGCAUCCAAGAAAACCUUUCACCAAUAUCGUUAGCGAUUAUUUUCAAAAGGACACACUUGCUACGAUUUUUGAUGUCCCAAGGAUUUGACCUUAACGCUACUACUUGGAAAACUGGUUUAACACCACUGAUGUUCGCAGCAGCAGUGUCUGCAGAGAAAAUAAUUCCAGUGUUGGAAGUCAAGGGCGCCGAUACGAAAGCUAGAAACUAUAUGGGUGUGAACCACCAGGAAAUCAUUCAGUGGCGGCGCCAUGGUUUAGAGAAUAUGAAGGGAGUAGUUAAACCUAAACCAAAAUUCUCCCUUCCUACGAUAUCUGUAAAAACCGUGAACGAAGUGAGCCAAGAGACACCACCAGCUGCAGUAGUAACAACUAAACCAAUUGUGUCGAGUGUGGAGAAAAUGGCUAGUCCAAUUCCUCCGGAAACCAAUAAAAAGAUGGACGACAAUAUGGAAGCCGCUGGUGAAACGGUUACUUUACCUGAACCAAAGAUUUUCAUAAAACAGGAAGUGAUUGCAAGAUCUAGUAAUGUGGACAACCAAGAAAUUCAUUUCAAUGAUGAAAACGACCAGAAUCAGAUGAACCAAAUGAUGACGAAUCCGAAUUUGAUGGUCCAGGCGAAAGCAAGAAAGGAUAAGAGAGUUGUUCAGCCAUCUCUGAGGAAUGACAGUCCAAUUAUUCAACAUGCGUUCAACUUUCAGUCUCCGUACAACGGUCUUCCUUGUCCACUAUACUUCCCGGUGCUGAAUUCACCAUACGGAGCACCGGUGCCUAGUCCAGUCACACCUAUGAUGAUACAUUCGCCGUUCCCAAAUAUGAUGGCUGCAAUUGGCGAUAUGCCUCAAAACACGCCAUUGAACGUGAAUGGUCAGAACCCAUUUCAAUUUCCUUCAGGUCCACCGGUAUUUUUCCCAGGUCCGGUGCCUAGGCCAGACAUGAACUACGCCUAUGAUUCUACCACGGCGACUCCUAAUCCCGGUGGGUAUCCGGGAUCACCAUUUUUUUAUACAGUUUAUCCUCCUAUGCCAAAUGUUUAUCCAGUACCUGGACCAGGACCAAACCCGUAAUUUCAACAUUUUCUUUUGUAUUUACCACUGUGCGUGUUUUUGACUUUGUUAUCAUAUUGUUUUAAAGGUUGAUUUUAAUAUUGAAUAUUUUAUGACUGACAUUUUAUAUCGUAUAUUACUUACUUAGAUAGUAAAUGAAUAGUAUUACGAACUAAAGAAGAACUGAAAAUGUUUAAUAUGCUGUGAAUUUAUCAACGUAUCAAAAGAAGAACUGAAUUUAUCAAUACCUAUAUUAUUACAUGUUCAACAUUCAGUGAUAUUCUUAAUAAAUCAUUCGACUAGUAAGAA